Molecule: messenger RNA, 5656 nt
Organism: Gaeumannomyces tritici R3-111a-1
Lineage: Eukaryota; Fungi; Ascomycota; Sordariomycetes; Magnaporthales; Magnaporthaceae
Exons: 3
Coding region: 935-5173 (1412 amino acids)
Source: RefSeq, a predicted model, not a curated record
CAUCAUUCCAUCUUGCCGAGUCCCCAGCCCGCUCCGGCGCGUACAUGUUUCACGUCUGCUCAUGACCCCGACCUCCCCCUCCGGCCCUGCCAGUGAAACAACGGCAAGAGGAGGAGGAAGAAGAAGAAAAAAUAGAAAAAAUAGACGACAGGCACGCCCGACGGCGGUGAGGCUGCUGGUGUAAUCGCUCAAGAGGAAUCCGCCGCCCGCAUCUUGGGAGGGGCCGCACCUGCCGUUUCCGGCCUUCACGUUCUCCAGUAUUGCGCUUCCAUUAUUGUUCUCGAAAUUCGCCCGCAGCUUGAAAUGAAGAUAAUGGGGAUCUAGCCCGCCUUUCCCCCCAGUGGACCGACCUGCUCUGACCCUUGUCAGGAAUACUAUCGCCUUGCCCGACCUUUAUUAGGCGCCUUUAUGUGCCUUUGCCGGCGUUACUCGUGCACCAAGCGACGGCGCCAGUCAAGAAUUGUGCUGUUGGCCGCCGUCGAGCCAGGAUUCCAACGGACCGCAUGAUCCGUGCUUGCUAAUUUCGGACCAGCCCUCACAACCUCAACCAAGCUCGGGCUACUGGCAAAUAUCCAGCCCUCUGACCAAGGGGACGAACAAGAAGCGUCUGGCUCUCGUACCUACCUAACCCACUGCCACCAACCUUUUACCCACCCGUCGGGCCCCCUGGCACCGUCCCUCUGGAGAUCGGCUGGCGCCCUGGGUUGGUCCACGAUAUUUUGGAGCUACAACUCUCCCUUACUUUCCUCCUGCCUGUGUUUUUCUUUUCGCCCUGGGUACGCGAACCACGACGACACACAUUCCAGCCAGACGACGAUCGGACGCCUCGUCCAAGACACGAGCCCGCGCCGUGCCACGAAACCCUCGCUGUACCUCCUAGACUUCGAAGCAGCGUCGCCUCCCUCCGAGGCACGCUGCCAGCCCGGGCUUCGUGAUGGAGCCUGGGCAAUACUACUACCCUGGGGACUCUCGGAUCCCUCAAAGCGCCCCGUUCCCUAUCCUGCAGAGCUCCCCGUUCCCGACAUGGCAGUCUUCGUUCGAGCUGAUGCAGCCUGCCAUGGCGCCUCCACUCGAUGAUGCCGGUAUGAUGAGCAAUGCCUACGCGAGCGGCAUGUCCGUCCCCCCAGUGGAGCAGCAGCAGCAACUACCACAACAGCAGCUUGCUUCCUCGACCGUACACCCAGAACCGAUGCCGUCGACACUGCAGUUGAUGGUACCACCGGGGGAAGCAUUACUUCCGACGGAGACACUUGACUCGGCACCACCGCCCGCGAUGCAGUCGGUCCUCGAACCGUCGCCCAUGCAAACAUUCGCUCCAGCACCCUUGCCCACGACGCAAUCGAUCCUGGAGGCCGAACCCACAGCACAAACUCUCGUUGGAAAUUCACCGCUCCAGAUGCAGUACGCUCUGGAACCAGUUCCAGAGCCAAGACCCGCUCAGCAGCCAUAUGCUUCAGAAUUAAUGCUCGCAGACCAGUCGUUUCCCGACGAGCCAGCAGUUGCCCAACAACCAUUGGCUUCAGGAUCGCCGCCCACAGGACCCACGAUACCCGAACCAGCACCCGCCCAGGAAGCGAUUUCCUCGGGAUUGGUGCUCCCGCAACAUUCGCUCUCCGAACCGGAGACCAUAGUGCAAACGCCUACGUCGGUGCUGCCGCCGGAGACGCCAGCGACCCCAGAAACAACACACGUGGCGCAACCGACAUCAGAAUCACCGACUAAUUCUGUUACCGAUGACACCCGGGAGCCAAGUACCCCGACAACCCGAGACUCGAUGGUGACAGUUCGACUGUCUGAGCCCGCGUCCGUUCAGGGUGGCGACACGUCCACCUUUGACGGCCGCCCGCAGCUCGCCCCUGUACGGAGGAGUCUGUUCACGAACGAGUACACGUACACGCCGACAAAAGCGAUGGCCGAAGUCCUCACCGAGGAGGUUAUCGUGGACGGGAGGGCAUCUGCCGUUGUGGGCGUUGAUGCGGGUGCUGGUGUUGGUGACGGAAAUGGCUUGCGAAGCUUGCAGGAGGAGCUCGAGGAUGGUGGUGGCGCUGACACGGACAGCAAAAUACAAGUCCCCGAAGCUGGGAAAGCAGGCGCUGGCAAGCGCCCGGGGAGCACGAGCUCACUUCUGCAGCAACAAGCGCCCCUGGGCACUGCAGCCACCCUUGGAGCUGCGCCGCUAGCGUCUGCUGAUGACCCGACUACGGUUGGACCUGCCGACGGCGCAGCGGUGGGCGCCGGCGACAGCUCGCCAACCUCUGAAAUAGACGAGCCUGUCGACUGGGACGGCCUCAAAAAAGAAGACGAGCAACUACGUGAGCAAGAAGCCGACAAUACUGCGUUGCUUCUUGCUCGGCUGGAGCAGGAAAACGCUAAACUGGCAACGAACCCAAAGACUGUCAAAGUCCAGCCGGCCGAGGCGCAGAGAUCACCGAGGAAGAAAUCACGACCGCCGUCCAUGGCCAUGCUUCGAGAUAUGGUUAACGGCCCUACACCCCCCGCGCUGCGGUACUCGAUGCUACCACCACCUCCAAUGACGGAUCUAGAAUUUUACGCGGCCUUGGUCCAGGACUAUGAGCAGACGGCGGCCCGCCUGCCGACGCUGCUGUCCAACAAGAUUCGCAAGGGCAUUCCGCCCCCCCUGCGCGGCGUCGUCUGGCAGAGCAUGUCGGGAGCCCGCGAUGCCGCGCUCGAGGAGGAGUUCGAGCGGCUCUCGGGGCAGUCCACCCCCUUCGCGGGCAUCAUCAGGAAGGACCUGGGCCGCAGCUUUCCGGGCGUCGAGAUGUUCCGCGACGCCGAGGGCGAGGGCCAGCGCAUGCUCGGCCGCGUGCUCAGGUGCUUCAGCGUCUACGACCCGGAGAUCGGCUACUGCCAAGGUCUCGCCUUCCUGGUUGGGCCCCUGCUGAUGCACAUGCCUGACAAGCAGGCAUUUUGCGUGCUAGUAAGAUUGAUGGAAAACUACGACCUGCGCAGUUGUUUCCUACCGGACCUUGCCGGGCUGCACGUGCGAAUCUACCAGUUCUCGCAGCUGCUGCGAGCCAGUCUGCCCGCUCUAUCGGCCCAUCUGGAUGGUUUGCAGGUGGACCCUGUCUACGUUUCACAGUGGUGGCUCUCCUGUUUCGCGGUGACGGCACCUCUGCCGAUGCUCUUCCGGAUGUACGACGUGCUGUUUGCCGAGGGCGUGUCGGAGACGCUGAUGCGGGUGGCCCUGUCGCUCAUGCGCAAGAACCAGGUCCGCCUGCUGGCGUGCAGCGAGCUGGAGGACGUGAUGCAGUUGCUGCUGUCACGCGCCUUCUGGGACUGCUACGGCUACAACGCCGACGAGUUUGUUAGCGACUUUGUCAGGCUCAGCGACGUGGUGGACCGCGAGAAGCUGGCGCAGCUGGAGCAGGCCUUCCACCGCGAGGCGCAAUUGGCCGCCACGGCUGGCGCCAACCCAAGUGGCGCGCGCCAAACGUCUGAUGUUACCACGUCAGCCUCCCGAUUUCUGGGCCGACUCGCGACCUCAAUCUCCAGCAGCUCCACUUUCUCCAGUAGGACCGUUAUGGCAUCGGGCACGGCCAAUUCCACACCGACCACCUUGCAACCUGCACCCUCAUCCAAACCAUCAACCGCGAUCGCGCAAACAACCAACACCGCCGCCCCCGACCCCGCCGCCACCAACAACCCCGACGCCAACACCCCCAGCGCCGCUGCAGCCACCUCUGCAGCCGCCAACCUCAGCCCCGGCCUGGUCGCCUCACCUCGCUCCACGAGCAUGCUUCGAAGAAGCGCCUCCAAACAGAGCAUCGCCUCGACCCUGAAUUCCAUGGAGGCGAACUCCACCUCGACUUCGUCCGCCGCCAGCGUUCUCAGCUCCGCAUCCACCGACGCCACCUCCCUCUCGCGCGACUCAGCCGCCUCUGACGCGCCUGUCGUCCGCCGCUCCGCCACCCACCCGGCGUCCUUUGGCAGCUCUGCCUCCCAGCUGCAAGGUCCCGCCAAGACUGGCAGCUCCGACGACGAGCGCUACCUCAACAGCCAGAUCGAGGAUCUCCUCACUGCCCUAAGCGACCUGCAGCGUCAACAGGCCCAGCUGGCCGACCAGCUGCAGCGCGAAAGAGAGGGGAGGGAGGAAGAUCGCCAGGCGGUACGGUCGCUGCUCACGGGGCUAAAGCAGGUUGACAUCCCCCCCUCAACACCACCCCCUGCAGACGUUCCUGAAGAUGGCGCUUCGGCCGCCGCCCCGCUUGCCGGCCUGUUCGUCAUCGUGGAGGAGAGGUUCGGGGUCAGCAAUAGCCAGGACGACAACCAGGAUGAUGAGAAGACCAAGAGCUUGUCAGCGUCGGAGACCAAGGCGCAACUGCGAGAACAGUUGGCGCGCGCCAAGGAGCAGUUGGCGCAAGAGAUUGCAAAGGGCCAAGAUAAAACCCGUCAGCAGGUCGACCUGGAGCAAGAAAUAUCGUCACUCAAGGAUCAGCUUCAGGACAGCCGUUCCCACGUGCGAAACAUGCACCAGGAUAAACAGCGCCUGGAGAAGCAGAUCCAUAAUAUGAGGGCGCGCGCCUCGGCUGCCGAGACGGCGGCUGCGACCACUGCCAACCCCACCCCCGAGGGCGGUAACACCGCCGCCGACUGGCUAAGCAGGGCAACGGGCGUAGGGGGAGCAAGCCCACCGGCCGCAAAGGGGGGGCUCCGCGAGUUGAAGCUCGGUCGCAGCAGGUCCACUCCAUCGCAGAUCUCAACCGGGUCAACAGGCAUGUCGAAGCGAGCUUCCACCAUGACGACUCACUCGCUCCUGCCUCCGGCCACUGCCGAGCCGACCAACGAGCAUGAAGCGCUCCUGCUCGAGCUGGUUCAGGCAAAGACGGCCGAGGCCAUGGCAAGGCAAGAGGCCGACGAGGCUAAGCAGAAGCUCGAAAGGCUGCGGAAGACGAUCGGCAUGACUCCAGAAUCGGCCUCGAACGGCCCCCCCACGUCCAACGCGGCCUCGACGGCAGCCUCGACGGCAGCCUCGGCGGCCAUGGGCAUGUUUGGUCGCUUCACCACGGCCGUUUCCGAGACGGCGGCCAACAAGACAGCCUCGGUGCCGCCCGCCGCCAACGCCGCCCCACAAACGGCCGUUGCUCCCCCGCCUGGCCCUGCUAGCGCGCCGGCGACAGCUGUCGGCGGCUUCUUUGGCUGGAGACGAGGCUAGAUCUCUCCAUGCCACAUACCCGUUGCCAGAGCUCCUGGCUGUUUGGACACACCCGAUUCGAAGCUCGAAAGACAUCUAUAAUACUGCCAUCAUCUGUGGUCGGCCUAGAUCACCAUUCUCUCUGCUUCAGCCUUUUCUUCCAACAUCGCAAACGGUGUUCCGCGUUGCUUUUGUUCUUCUUCUAUAUCGCGCUCGGGGAGGCAGAUUUUCAUUUUCAAACAAUAUUGAUACCACAGAAGCCUGGGUCAAGGCAUAUUUGCAUCGAGCAAAACAAAAUCAUGAGGAUUGCAUGGCAUUUGCAGAGCCGUUGCAUUUUAUUUAGGGAACCCUUCUGGGAUGACAGGCGGGGAUGGAGCAAUGCGUUCUUGCUGUAACUUACAGGGCGACGUAGAUAUUUCUGGUUGUUUUUAGCCCGGUCAGAAGCGACUGGGCCGGUGCAUGAAGUUGAAUCUUUAUGGGGCUUAAAUGCCGAAGACUGCAUCC